This is a messenger RNA of Penicillium olsonii, 3375 nucleotides long. Lineage: Eukaryota; Fungi; Ascomycota; Eurotiomycetes; Eurotiales; Aspergillaceae. The record is from the annotation of a GenBank genome assembly.
AUGUUUUGGCGCUUUGGGGGAUAUGCGAGUGUCUCCACCAUCGAUACCCUGCUCGAUAAACCCGAUGUCACCCUCGAAGAACUUCUGGAUGAGCCAGAAAUCAUCCAAGAAUUGAAACAGCUUAAUACAAAACUCAUUGAAUAUCUGCGCGAGGAUCAUGUCUUGAAACGGCUUAUGGACUACGUGAUUGCGCCAAGCUUAAUCAACGAUGAUGAAGAGAAUGACGAAGACGAUUCCACCGCCCAAGAUGACUCCGAUAAAAACAAAGACGCAGAAGCACCCGCGGAGCAGGAAGAAACAAACGAGGAGAAGGAGGCCGACCCGUUGAAGGAUAUUCUUGACCCAGAGGACCUGGAGAAGAUGGAGAAAUCUCGGUUGAAGCAUUCUUAUAUUGCAUGCGAAGUUCUCUCAUCCGAGACAUGGUCCAUCCUCGAAUCCAUGAUGGCCAAUCCCUCCUACUUGCGCGACUUCUGGGGCUUCCUGCGACGGUCCCCACCUCUCGAUUCCUUGCAGGCAAGCUAUUUCACCAAAGUCAACGAGACGCUGCUUGACAAAAAGACCGAGGAAAUGCUAGUAUUCCUUAAGUCCCUCGACGGAAUUGUUGAGGCACUCUUGCAACACGUCGAUAACCCUAUGGUCAUGGAUCUUCUCUUGAAGAUCAUCAGCUUGGAGAAGGCAGAGGGUGGUCAAGGCACUGUUGACUGGCUCAAGUCUCAGAAUCUCAUUCCCACACUGUUGUCCUUCCUGUCACCGGACCGCCCGGCUUCCGUUCAAACCUCCGCAGGUGACUUCCUGAAAGCCAUCAUCACAAUUUCUGCCAAUGCAAGUCCGAAUGAUCAGUCAUGCAUUGGACCCAACAGCCUCACGCGCCAGCUUGUGUCCACCCAGUGUGUGCAGCAACUUAUUGAUGCUAUGCUCAAAGGCGGCAACCCAUUGACCGUCGGUGUGGGAAUCGUCAUUGAGGUCAUCCGCAAGAACAACUCCGAUUAUGAUCCCGAGACUAUUGGCGGACCCGACACGAUGCUAACCACGUACGAUCCAAUCUACCUCGGAACGCUUUUGCGUCUCUUCGCCAAACAUAUCCCUCAAUUCAUGGCUCUCAUCCAAAGCUCCCAGCACACCAUUCAUGACGGAACCAAGCUCAAGACUGUCGAAAGAGGCAAGUUGAGCUCCGCAUGGGGUGGUCAAAUCGAACCACUUGGUUUUGAUCGUUUCAAGACAUGUGAAUUGAUGGCCGAGUUGUUACAUUGCAGCAACAUGGGACUUCUGAAUGAACCAGGAAGCGAUGAAUAUGUUAAGCAGAGAGACGAGGAACGUGAGCGGUUGAUCCAAGAAGGGAUAUUUGAUCCCCACCACGACGAGCGUUCUGGAGUCGACUAUAAUGAUACCACAGUCGAUUUUACGAACGACUCAGCUCUCGGAUCUGGAUCUCCUGAAGAUAUCAAAAUCACGGAAGCACCACAUGUUGGCGAAGAAGAGGGAUUCGAGGAUGUUGGUGCAUCUGGUGUUCUGGCUGACGAGCAAGCCGGGGGCGAUAAGAUUCCCAGUGCAAUCUCGCAGCCAUCAGAAACGAUCACCGAGCUUCCUUCAACCACCGCCACAGAGCCGAAGCCUGAAGAUCAGUCAAACGUGCCUCAAACCUCCGAGGAACCCAACACGCCAUCAUCGCCAAGCAUCGGUCUUCCUGAUCAGGUCGACAGUAUGAAGCUCGGAAAUGAGCCACCAAGCGAGUCCCAGGUUGAAGAAACCAGCAAAGAAGAGCCCAAGGCCUCUGCCCCUGGAGAUGUCCCCGCUCCUCUCUUCUCCAAUGAUACCGCGACGGACAAAUCGGAAGCUGCCGUUGGCCAGCCAGCAGAGGAGCCUGUGGCUGAGGAACAGACCGAGGAAGCAAGCGUCAUGAACGAUGGAGGAGACGAAGACUCGGCUGAACAAUAUAUCCAAUUGGACACUAAUGGGCAGCCAGUGGUUGGCGAUUAUCUGAAAAUCCAGUUCGUCGAAAACAAGGUUGUUCCGACUAUCCUGGGCUUCUUCUUCCGUUUCCCUUGGAAUAACUUCCUUCACAAUGUUGUUUACGAUGUUAUCCAGCAAGUCUUCAACGGACCUAUGGAGCGUGGCUACAAUCGUGCCCUUGCAGUGAAUGUCUUUGACACUGGUCGCAUCACCACAGCCAUCGUCGAAGGCCAGAAGCGCAGCGACGAGACCCAGAAGACCAAGCAAAUCCGUCUUGGCUACAUGGGACACCUCACACUGGUCGCCGAGGAAGUUGUAAAGUUCAGCGAGCGUCACCCGCCAGAGCUGCUUUCCCGGUCAGUCAUGGACAGUGUAUUGAAUCCAGACUGGAUUGAGUACGUGGAACGGGUCUUGUCGGAGACUCGAGAGCGAGACAACGCCAUUCUCGGCGGCGUCCGCCCGGAUAUGUCUGUGGGAUCUCGGCAGACUAGUCUCAACAACAACAACAGCUCUGGGCAGGGCUUUUCGAACUCCAACGCCCUGUCAGAUGCAGGCUUGAACGGAGGACUCGGUGGCUCGACCUUCCAGAGCUUCGACCUCAACCAAGGGAGUGUGUCCGGUGGGGCAUUUGGAGGUGGUGGCACCUCCCUCCUCAGCGGCUUUGCCAGCUCGAGUGACGACGAUGAAGACGAAGAAAUGGAGGAUCAGGACGACAGGGAUACUGGCCAUACUGAACAAGGAAACUCUGAUGAUGUGUCGACAAAUUCAGCAAGCCAGCCCAUCCCCAUCCUGCCCCCGCCUCCAGCGCCCCUGAGUCUGGGUCCGUCCCGGGCACGGCGACAAUUGGCAGCACGUCUUGCUGCUCAAAAGCAGCAAUCGUCAGUAUCUGGAGAGGGCCAGGGUGAGGACAGAGACGACAGCGAAGAUCGAGAGACUGGCUGGUCAAGCAAUCCCUUCGUGAUUGCAGGCGUCGACGAUGACGCCGAAGGAACCAACUCGGCGUUCCCCAACAGUGACUUUGGCUCCAACACCAAACACUCCCCAACCUUCCCCGAAUCCGGCUUCAGCCCCCCGGAUUCCCUUUCCACCAACUCGUCGGACGACGAAAAUGACGGCCGCCCGGAGUCCGUGCGACGCCAGGUCCGCGUUCCCCUGGAGGUUGAAGACGAAGAUGACGACGAGAUGGGUGAAAUGGUAGGACCCAGCAGCAUUGGCAUGAUGGACUCCGACGACGAGGAUGAAGCCAUCAUCAAUGAAUCCCUUGGUUACUCCAACCUGUCGGGACCCGGUCGGUAUAACAACUUCCGCCGAGCCCGAGCCGUGAGCUCUAACUACGAAGAAGAGCAGAAUGACAGCAGCGACGGAGAAGAUGAUGGGUUAGUUGAGAUCUUGGUCCCUGGUCGUAAGUCUUCGACCUCGAACUAA